This is a messenger RNA of Trichoderma harzianum CBS 226.95, 3348 nucleotides long. RefSeq lists its product as hypothetical. The record is from RefSeq and is a predicted model, not a curated record. Gene Ontology annotation, molecular function: protein binding. Lineage: Eukaryota; Fungi; Ascomycota; Sordariomycetes; Hypocreales; Hypocreaceae. The coding region runs from base 1 to 3348 and encodes 1115 amino acids. The transcript is spliced from 4 exons.
AUGGAAAAUAAAGAAAGUAAUAAAUGCCUUCACGAUCUACGCCAAACAGACCCCCGCGAUGACAAGACGCGCAUUCAGCGUACCAAAGGUCACUUGCUUAGAGAAUCAUAUCGUUGGAUACUCGACCACACCGACUUCAAGAAAUGGCGAUAUGACUCCCAAUAUAGUCUGCUUUGGAUCAAAGGAGACCCUGGGAAGGGAAAGACUAUGCUUCUGUGCGGCAUUAUCGAUGAGAUAGAGGAAUCUACCACUACACAAUGUCUAUCCUACUUCUUUUGCCAGGCUACCGAACUACAGCUCAGUAACGCAACGGCGGUAUUGCGGGGCCUCAUAUACAUGAUCCUUAUGCAACGCCCAGCGCUUAUCUCACAUGUGCGAAAGAAGUAUGACCAUUCAGGUAAGAAGCUUUUUGAAGACGGCAAUAACUGGGAAGCAUUGUCAAAGACUCUAUUGGCAAUACUAAACGACCCAAGCUUGACUGAUGCAAUUCUAAUCAUUGAUGCACUCGAUGAGUGUGUUAAAGGAUUGUCGCAUCUUCUCGAUUUCAUCAACGAAGCUUCUUGUUCAAGUCGCGCCAAAUGGAUUGUUUCAAGCCGUAACUGGCCGAUUAUUGAGGAGAGUCUUGAGGAUGCCAUGCAUGGAGUAAAGCUAUGCCUUGAGUUAAACGAGAGUUUAGUUUCUGCUGCUGUCCAAUCCUUUAUCCGAUACAAGGUGCAGCAUCUAACCAAGAAGAAGAGCUACGAUAAAGAUACGCAAAUUGAAAUCGAACAGUAUCUAAUGUCCAACGCUCAUGGCACGUUUCUUUGGGUAGCUCUUGUCUGCCAAGAGUUAGCAGAUCCUAGAGUCCGAAAACGGCAUACGCUCCAGAAGCUGAAGUCAUACCCCUCAGGACUUGAUCCUUUAUAUAAGCGUAUGAUGGAGAAUAUUUAUGAUUCACUUGACGCGGAAAUUUGCCGACAGAUCUUGGCUAUCACUUCAGUCGUAUACCGCCCAAUUACGUUAUCUGAGCUGAGCUGUCUCAUGGAGUCACAUAUUGAUAACGACGACGACGAACUGAAAGAGAUCAUUGGGUUUUGUGGCUCAUUCUUGACUAUUCGAGAAGAAACGAUUUACUUUAUACAUCAGUCGGCUAAAGACUUUUUGCUUGAGAAGGUGCCCGAUCAAAUUCUGGCCUUGGGCAUUGAACACCAGCACCAUACUAUCUUCUCCAGAUCGUUGAAUCAGCUAAUUAAUUUACUACAUCGUGAUAUCUACAUUCUGGGUUUCUCAGGCUUCUCCAUCGAACAUGUUUCUUCACCUGAUCCUGAUCCCUUGGCUCCAAUCCGCUAUUCUUGCAUCUACUGGAUCGACCACCUCCUUGCCUCGGAACAUACGCGGGAACUAACUCAUGGAAAUAUGCCUAGAAGCGAAGACAUGAUCAACACAUUCUUUGAGAGAAAAUACCUAUACUGGUUGGAAGCUCUCAGUUUACUACGAAGUAUGUCAGAAGGCGUACUGGCAAUGCAGAAGCUGCAAAAAUUACAGAUGCCACAGCUUACAGAGCUGCUUGAAGAUGCGAAUCAAUUCAUCCGUUUGCAUAGACAAGCGAUAGAGUCUGCUCCAUUGCAAGUGUAUGCAUCUGCGCUUGUCUUUAGUCCUUCACAUAGUAGGGUGAGACAGCUCUUUGUGGCCGAAGAACCGGAAUGGAUCCUUACGAAACCAAUUAUGGAGAAGCGCUGGCACGCCUAUUUGCAUCACACGCUUGAAAGUGACAGUCAUUUGGUCGCCUUCUCCCAUGACUCGGCACUCAUAGUAUCGGGCUCGUGGAACGGCUCAAUUCAAAUCUGGCGUACUAGUGCAGGCGACUGUGUGCGAGAGCUUGAGGGCCAUAAAGACAGAAUCACAUCAGUUGCCUUCUCUCAUGAGUCGAAACUCAUAGUAUCAGGCUCGUGGGAUAGAACAAUCCGACUCUGGUGCACUAGUACAGGCAACUGUUUGCGAGUGCUCAUGGGCCAUGAAAAACCAAUCACAUCAGUUGCCUUCUCCCAUGACUCGGCGCUCAUAGCAUCAGGCUCAAUUGAUAAAACAAUUCGGCUCUGGAGUACUUCUACAGGCGAUUGCAUACGGGAUUUUAAGGCUAAAGGCGAAUUCACAAUCGCACUCGCCUUUUCACCUGAUUCGGCGUUGGUGGCAUCAUGCUCAGUCCCUGAUUCUGAUACCCGUCUUUGGGACGUUGAUACGGCCAAUCAUUUACGUAUAGGAACGGCGAAUUCUCUCAGGAGUGCUGCCUUCUCUCAUGACGCAAACCUUAUAGCAGUUUCAAUAUAUUACGAAACACCGCAAAUCUGGCACACUGUUACAGGCAAGUGUGUACAUGAGCUACAGGGACCUAACAAUAAGGACACGGCGGUUGCCUUUUCACAUGACUCCAAACUUAUAGCAUCUGCGUCGGUGGAUAAUACAAUUUGCAUCUGGUCUGUUGAUACAGGCAAUUUUGUGCAAAGGCUUAAAGGCCAUGGCAAUGACAUCUUAUCAGUUGCCUUCUCGCACGACUCGAAGCUUAUAGCGUCGGCUUCAGAAGAUAAAACAACCCGACUUUGGCGCGUUGACACAAAUGGCUUUCAACAGGAAGACCCGGCGGUCAUUAUAUCUGAAAGCACAUUAUUUGUCUUCUCAAACGACUCGACACUCGUGGCAUCUGUCUCGGGAAAGAUCAUCUCGCUCUGGUGCCCUCAUACAGGCAGAUGUACGCAGGAGCUCAAGGGCCAUAGCGAGGAGGUUGUGUCAAUUGCAUUCUCGCAUGACACGGCACUUAUAGCAUCAUUUUCAAGAGAUGGCAGGGAGGAGCUUAAAAUCUGGAGCGUUGCUUCGGGCGAAUGCAUACAAACGCUUCGAAACCCGAAUGAUAUGCUGGAGUCGGUCACCAUCUCGCAUGACUCAGCGUUGGUGGCUGCAUUGACAGAUACUAGUAGUAACACCAUCGCAGUCUGGCGCAUCGACACGGGCGACCUCGUGCAAUGCGUCGACCUCGAUUGCGUCCUCCAUUGGUAUUCCAGGAAUCUGUCAUUCGCAAAGGACAAGUUAGAAAUCCUUACUAGUAUUGGUGUCGUGGCUAUCGACGGCACUGAAGGCUCUAUUGAAUGGAUUCCACGUCCGCCUCAUUUGGUCGGCCUCGGCAUUAAUAACGAUCGCGGCUGGAUUAUGUGGAAUAAUUAUGAUAUCCUCAGGUUACCAGCCGAAUUUCAUGAUUCUGGCUCUGCUAUAUCAGGGUCUACCGUUGCUAUUAGAACUGCAUCAGGACGGGUUAUUUUCAUCCGUUUAUCGGCUGAUGAACUGUCAAAUUUAUACGGCGGGAUGAUGGCAGUUUGA